UAGACAGGACCCCAGUCUAGUAUCAACACAGAAAAUAACUUUUCGUGUAUCGUAUCGUCGCAUGAGAACUCACUGUGCACCAUAUAUUUAAGGUAUUCCAAGUUGUGAUCAAAAGGAUAUCAUUUGUGGCAAUUAUUCCGGGACAUGCAAGCUACGGAAAGCAACGAGACGCGGCGAUCGCUGAUGGAUCUCCAUGGAGACCGUUGCUACUUCCGUUAUUCACAAACGACGCCAUUUUGGUUGUUGCUGCUGCACUUUGUUUCCACGUCUGUGUUUGCAUUUUGCUCAUUAUCCCGCACGUAUCGCACGUUCUUCACGAUGUAUGCCACUGUUGCUUUGGUUUAUCAUCAAGCUCAGGACGAUCUCCACAGGUUUAGGACCUACCAGGCCCCCGUCUCCCAAACGACUCUUCCUGUCCCUGAUCCUCGCCCCAGUGUCUUCACGAUCACCGUCAACCCCCUCUCAUCCCAGCCCGAACCCCAGACCUCCCUCCCCGUCCCUGCCCUCAGAGCCCGCCCUCAAGUUGUGGAGAUAGAUCUUGGUGAAGAAUCCAAGCAGCCCCAGUCAUGCUCGGCCGUCCUUGUGUCCUGUGUGAAAUACAUUUUCCAGAGUUUCUUCACGGAGAGAUAGACUUUGGAGUUGUUUGCUGUGCUAAUGUUGUGUGAACUACUAGUUUUAGGAACUUUUGGA
Messenger RNA from Haliotis rufescens (red abalone), 690 nucleotides. RefSeq lists its product as uncharacterized. The transcript is spliced from 3 exons. Bases 145 to 630 code for a protein of 161 amino acids. Lineage: Eukaryota; Metazoa; Mollusca; Gastropoda; Lepetellida; Haliotidae. The record is from RefSeq and is a predicted model, not a curated record.